Messenger RNA from Panicum virgatum (switchgrass), 2105 nucleotides. Its product is annotated as zinc finger HIT domain-containing protein 2-like. Lineage: Eukaryota; Viridiplantae; Streptophyta; Magnoliopsida; Poales; Poaceae. The record is from RefSeq and is a predicted model, not a curated record. The transcript has 4 exons. Bases 871 to 1911 code for a protein of 346 amino acids.
GCUCGCUCCCGUGCUACAAGGAUGCUUGCAUACCCGGGUUGCCUUCUGCCGACGCCCAUAAGGUGUUCGUCGAAUUGCCACAGUGAUUUUGAAAGCUUCUAGACAAGACAGGCUCUGACAGAGAAUUGUCAAUGACACACACUACAAUUUCUUGUGAUUCACGCUACCUGCAGGGGAAUUAUUAGCUUUGCCGUAUCUAUUUGGUGCUCUACUAAACCAAUGGCCACAACGAAUCCCGAUUCCAGUGUUUAAUGAAAGUCAUUGUAGAAGGCUAGAAGCUGAAACGCUGCUUUGCUGUGCUGGAAUUUAACAAUACGAAUUUACUAGAUUGAUGGACUAAAAGACCAAUCCAAAAGUGUUAAAAAAAGUUUAUAUAUUAUAGUUUCCAAUUUCUGUGUCCCCUUAGUGAAUCUCUCCUCGUAUUCAACAGUUGGGUUAUUUUGGUGCAUUAGAGCACAAUCUUUGGAUCAGCUAACAUCUCAAGUGACAAUAAGUUGUAAAAGCUCAUCGGAGGUCUAAUUGCCGGCCUGACUGAUCAAUAUGUCCGUUUUAGAUUUCCAAUCAGUUUUUGAAAGAAAAUAUUUGUUUGUUCAUGCAAAACAAGCUUCCAAUUUAUGCAACUGCUUGUGCUGGGUUCUAAUGUACUGUUCGAAACCAAGAGAGUGAGAAACAGAGACAUGCUUUUUGUUCAUUGAAGCUGUCAAGUUUGUGUGCCUUCUUUUCAAUGCUCACAGAUGAGAAGGAAUAUUGGUGUUUGCAGUGAUUGGAACUAAUUUUGCACUGCAGGGCCUUCUUUUCUUGAUAUCACUUCAAAUAAUUUUUGUAAUUCUUGUCUCAUAGGGGCAUAGCCUUCAAUGCACUGAAUCCUUCAUGCGUGAGAAUGUUAUGGAUGAGCUUAAGCAGAUGCAACCUGAAGAUGAAUCAAAGAAAAAGAUGAUAGAUAUCCUUAAGCGGCUCCACUUGGAAGAAGAGAUGGACUCGGAUGGUGAAGAUGAGUCAAUGUUAUCGGAGGAGCUUAUUCAAAAAGUCAUGUCUGGGGAAGAAAUAAAGAUCGAAGACCUCUCUGAUGAUGAAGUCAAACGAUUUCGACGAGCUCUGGCCUCAGGUGAACUCAGCAAGAUGAUUGAGCCAUGGACACCAUGGUGGAAAAAGCCAUCUGCUAGAUUGAUAACCCUUAGUCCUGAUGGAAGCCAGCUUAUCAGACAAGUGAGGGAAGAAGACACUGCCACAUCAGGUCCAAUGACUGACCAAGAGCCAGUCACCAUCAAUGAAAUCCCAGAAGGGCCAGAAUCUCCUCUCCCAGCGCUGAAACAGCUAACAAGGGCGGAGCCAUCGCCUCUGCUUGCCGUUCACUUGGUUGACAUUCUGUACAGUUACUGCUUCACGCUUCGGCUCUACAACGGUGAUUGGCACUCUGAUCCUUUGGGUGCUUCCACUGUUGCCCUAUCUAUGUCUAAAGUCAUGGGGGAGGAUGCUAAGCCUGAGACAGUACCUGAAGCACUGACGGCUUGCAUAGAGGAGACAUGCUCACCUGCUUACAGGCACACAGGUGGUUUCAGGUUUGCUAUCGGGCUUCUGGAUGAUAUCAUCUCCAUUCUGUCCUUGGGACACAACGUGCUUGUCUGCGCGCUAAGUGACUUCCAUCGACUCAUUGAAGCUGGUAAGAGCAUGCUCAAGGUGGAGAAAGUGGGCAAGACGGAGAGCGCGCAGAGCUCUUCGAAGCUUCGUGGUGCAGCUAGGAAGCUAUUCUUCAUGACUUGUUGGGUCCAUGAGCAGCCGGAAGAGGCUUGGCCGCCUUUAGCUCGCAUUGUCGAAGUACAAAAAGCAUCUCUCGAGGAGUUGGACACUGGGAAUCGGAAGACGGAUAUAAAGAGCAAGCAGCAAUCCAAGGUUCUUAUCGAGGAGCUGUAGGCGUGUGGAUUUACUGCUAGAUUGCAACUCUGUGUACCCUUCCUAUCUCGCAGGCUGAAUCCAUCCAACGAGUUCACCUUGUAAUGCAGUGGUUUGUGCAUACACUCUAAUUUUGUUGAAGAAAUUUGUAUACAUAUCUGAAAUCCUGUUUAAAGUGAUCCUAACCGAUGCAUCAAGUUUGCUUUUGUUCGUUA